Messenger RNA from Epithele typhae, 1539 nucleotides. RefSeq names its product cytochrome P450 98A3. The record is from RefSeq and is a predicted model, not a curated record. NCBI's taxonomy places the organism in Eukaryota, Fungi, Basidiomycota, Agaricomycetes, Polyporales, Epitheliaceae. The transcript is spliced from 10 exons. Gene Ontology annotation, molecular function: heme binding; iron ion binding; monooxygenase activity. Bases 1 to 1539 code for a protein of 512 amino acids.
AUGCCCCUCGACCCAUCGACAUCGUGGUCGUGGGUCGCCCUCGCCCUCUGCGUUUCGCUCGCCGUGGCCUGGGAGGCCAAGACGCGCCGGAGACGACUCCAUCUUCCCCCCGGCCCACCAUGCGUUCCUGUCCUAGGAAACGCCCUCGACCUGCCCCGCCGACAUCUCGGUCUCGAGUUCCAGCAGAUCUCUGACAAGUAUGGCGACGUCGUGUACCUGGAUGCGCUCGGACAACCGAUCCUGCUCGUGAACUCGGUCAAGGUCGCGCACGAGCUGCUCGACAAGCGUUCGGCGAAUUACUCGGAUCGCCCGAUGUCGGUCAUGGCCGAACUGACGGGCUUCGGAUGCAUGUUCAUGGUGCACAAGUACGGCAACCGCUGGCGACUCCAUCGGCGCGUCUUCCACCAGUCUUUCAACUCGGACGCCGUCGUCGAGUACCGGCCCAUCCACGCCGCGCCGCCCGCCGCCUGCUCGCCGCGAUCCUCGCCGCACCGCGAGAGCUCCAGCGCCAGAUCAAAUUGUGCGUACCCUUACUGCGCCCAGUGCACGUCCGCCUCCCCGCUGAUGCGCGUUGCCUACGGCGUCGACCUCGAAGAACCUAACGACCGCUACUUCCAAGUCGUCGAACGCGUCUCCGCCGUCGGCGAGGAGAUUUCUGUACCCGGCCGUUUCCCAGUCGAGGGCCUCCCAAGCCUCCGUUACAUCCCGGAGUGGUUCCCGGGCGGAGCCUUCAAGCGCUGGAGCGCCGAAGCAAAACGCUACUUCCAAGAGUCAGUGAACACCCUGUACGCCGUCGCCGUCGACGGGCUCCACAAGGGGACGACGAAGGAGUCGUUCGUUACCCGCCUGCUCGAGGACGUGAGCUCUUACGAUCUCGAGGGCGGAGACGAGCCCGACCUCGAGGCGUUCAUCAAAAGCGUCGCGAUCUCCAUCUACGCCGCGGGCUCCGACACCGUCAACCUACUGCUCCAUGCAGCCUUCUUCCUCGCGAUGGCGAUGUUCCCGGACGUCCAGCGCAAGGCGCAGGCGGAGCUCGACCGCGUCGUCGGCCGCGACCGCCUCCCCGACUUCAGCGACGCGGACGACCUCCCGUACCUCCGCGCGCUCCUCACCGAGCUCGCCCGCUGGCACAUCGUCACCCCGAUCUCGAGCCCGCACAGCGCGAUCGCGGACGACGAGUUCAACGGGCACUUCAUCCCCAAGGGUACCGUCAUCAUCGUCAACAUCUGGUCCCUCGCGCGCGACCCGGAGCUGUACCCCGAUCCGGACGCGGAUCCGACUGAGAUCGCGUUUGGCUUCGGCCGUCGGAUAUGUCCCGGGCGGUACUUCGCGGAGGCGUCGCUCUGGGUGGUCAUCGCGUCGGUCCUCCACACGUUCACCAUCAGCCCGCCCGUGGACGCGGACGGGAAGCCGGUCGCGCUCGAGCACGACACGGCGACGCGCGGCGUCGUUGCGCAUCCCGGGUUCCACGACUACGUCGUCAAGCCGCGCGACGCGCAGGCGGAGCAGCUCAUCCACGACACGCGCAACGAGGCAUGA